AUGGGAGUCACGUUUCCCAGCCUCAGCAAGAGAGGCAACCACUCGAAUUGCACGGCAGAACGAUGUGAGGCUGAUAACAUCAAGCCUCAAGAGUAUCAGCAGAAGCACGUCCAGCAUAGCUGCACAUGCUCGGAGAUCUUGCCACGCGAGGCAUGGGAUGCCAUGCUUAAAAUCAUCGAACAGGGUGGGAUACGUCUUGUGAGAGUGAAGCCUCGCUCUCACAGUCUUGGUGGCAGUAUCGACUUCGAAAUCGUGCUAGCGGGCCCUAGCACCCGCUAUCUUGCGUAUAGCCACGUUUGGGCCGAUGGUAGAGGAAACGUGUCAGGUAACGAAGUAUAUGAAUGUCAAUGGCGUUGGCUCCAAGAAUGCGCACAGCAGUAUGGGAAAAGAGACAUGGACAUCUGCAGCGCGCCUAGCGAGAAUCUGCUAUUUUGGAUUGACACUUUCUGCGUGCCGCGAGGCUGUGACGAGCGUAUGUGGCAGCUCCGCACCAAGGCCAUCUUGUCCAUGUCAGAGAUCUACCGAAAGGCAGAGGUGGUGGUAGUUCUGGACUCUGCCCUCGAGAAUGCCGAAAUCACGUCGGUCCUCGAGUUCGGUAUGCUAUUGAAGUUCUGUGGCUGGGUCCCGCUGUGUCUGGAAGUUGCGCGAAGAAGCAGUCCCGCAAGAGUUGAUAAUCAAGACGAGAAGGGGCCUCGCCAAUCUGCGAAUGAUCAAUUACCAGAUGGCGAAAGUGAGAUGAUCGACAGAUUUUCGCCCUCUGUGAAGGCGACCUUUUUCAAUGCUCGGAGAGAGGUGCACAAACGAGCCACAUCCUAUCCUAGUGAUAGAUAUCUGGUUAUGGGUAUUAUCAGCCAAGCAAAUAAAGAGACGCUGUUAGCUCUCCAAGGAACCGGCGACGAUAACCGGAACACCGAGGAGGUUGGACUGGCCAAGCUGAACUUGAUCCUGCUGUUUGCAGAGUUUGGCAUGCAGGGGGCUCCCGAGACGAUAGGCGGCGAUAUUCCCGAAGACAAGAGUGAUGUUCCGGCUCGAAGGAUUCCCGGCAAGGGCGCGAUCGUCAGACUUCAACGAUGGCGCAUCGUCAGCUCGCCACAGAAGCUGCACAUCUCGGCCUCUUUCAUCACGGUCAAGUUGGAGCAGGCCGCUCGAUAUCAAGACCGAUACAAGCUUGCUGUCUGGCCGACAGACAAAAAUCGGAAGGACUUUGUCACUCUCGUAUCCCUCAUUAGCCCGAACGCAAGGCUGGCGAUUAUUCUGAGCGCUGUUCCGGGUCUGAAUGACACAGCUGUCAAUUUCAAGCUCGGGCUUCUCGUUGAAGAAAUCAGAAGCCUAGUGGGCGAGGGUGUGCAGGACGUCGAGGAAGAUAGCGUCGUACAUGUCAAGUACCUCGCGGUUCUUAGGGUAUAUGCGAUACACGGCGACGGCAACUCCAUGCAGGGGAUGGAAGCGGAGUGGUUCAAUCAAGGCAUGGACAAAUUAUGGUGUAUUGGAUAA
Molecule: messenger RNA, 1494 nt
Organism: Cladophialophora bantiana CBS 173.52
Lineage: Eukaryota; Fungi; Ascomycota; Eurotiomycetes; Chaetothyriales; Herpotrichiellaceae
Exons: 3
Coding region: 1-1494 (497 amino acids)
Source: RefSeq, a predicted model, not a curated record